AUGGCUUUGUCCGCACGAUCAGCUACCCGUGCCCUGCGGGCGUCCAAGUUCGCCCAGAGCAGCCCCGUCGCCUACAACGCCUCUCGUAGCUAUGCCACCGCCGAGCCAGAUCUCAAGGAGACGCUCAAGUCCAUCAUUCCAGAAAAGAGAGAGCUGUUGAAGAAGGUCAAGGCUCAUUCUUCCAAGGUUAUCGGAGAGGUGAAGAUUGAGAACACACUUGGUGGCAUGCGAGGACUCAAGGCCAUGGUCUGGGAAGGCUCAGUCCUCGACGCCAACGAGGGAAUCCGCUUCCACGGCAAAACGAUCAAGGAUUGCCAAAAGGAGCUGCCAAAGGGCACCAGCGGUACUGAGAUGCUGCCCGAGGCCAUGUUCUGGCUGCUGCUUACUGGCCAGGUCCCCAGCACCAACCAGGUCCGCACCUUCAGCAAGGAGCUUGCCGAGAAGGCUCAGCUGCCUCAAUUCGUCAACAAGAUGCUGGACGACUUCCCCAAGGACCUCCACCCUAUGACCCAGUUCGCCUGUGCUGUCUCCGCCCUCAACUACGAGAGUGUCUUCGCAAAGGCAUACGAGCGUGGCAUCAACAAGGCCGACUACUGGGAGCCUACCUUUGAUGACUCCAUCAGCUUGCUCGCUAAGCUCCCCACCAUUGCCGCCAAGAUCCACCAGAACGCAUACUGUGGUGGUGGUGCCCUCCCAGCCGAGGUCGACGUCAACCAGGAUUGGUCUUACAACUUUGCUGCCAUGCUCGGCAAGUCGGGCAAGGAGAACGAGAAUUUCCAGGAUCUGCUCCGUCUCUACCUCGCCCUCCACGGUGACCACGAGGGUGGAAACGUCUCCGCCCACGCAACUCACCUGGUCGGAUCCGCCUUGAGCGAUCCUUUCCUCUCAUACUCUGCCGGUCUCCAGGGUCUCGCCGGCCCGCUCCACGGCCUCGCAGCCCAGGAGGUGCUCCGAUGGAUCUUGCAGAUGCAGGAGCAUGUAGGUGAGAAGUUCAGCGACCAGGACGUCAAGGACUACCUGUGGAACACCCUCAAGUCCGGACGCGUUGUUCCUGGAUAUGGACACGCCGUCCUGCGCAAGCCCGAUCCUCGUUUCGAGGCUCUGAUGGACUUUGCCUCCAGCCGGAAAGAGAUUGCCUCUGACCCAGUCUUCCAGCUGGUGAAGAAGAACAGUGAGAUCGCUCCUGGUGUCUUGACCGAGCACGGAAAGACUAAGAAUCCCUUCCCCAACGUUGACAGCAGUUCUGGUGUCCUCUUCCACCACUACGGCUUCCACAACACCCUCUACYACACCGCCACCUUCGGUGUCAGCAGAGGUCUGGGACCACUUGCCCAGCUCAUCUGGGACCGCGCGCUUGGUCUUCCAAUUGAGCGUCCCAAAUCGAUUGACCUCAAGGGUCUGCUCAAGCUUGCCGAGGCUUGA
Molecule: messenger RNA, 1422 nt
Organism: Ramularia collo-cygni
Lineage: Eukaryota; Fungi; Ascomycota; Dothideomycetes; Mycosphaerellales; Mycosphaerellaceae
Product: probable methylcitrate synthase
Exons: 2
Coding region: 1-1422 (473 amino acids)
Biological process (GO): tricarboxylic acid cycle; citrate metabolic process; carbohydrate metabolic process
Cellular component (GO): mitochondrial matrix
Molecular function (GO): 2-methylcitrate synthase activity
Source: RefSeq, a predicted model, not a curated record